Messenger RNA from Dermatophagoides pteronyssinus (European house dust mite), 3100 nucleotides. Its product is annotated as membrane-associated guanylate kinase, WW and PDZ domain-containing protein 1-like. Gene Ontology annotation, biological process: signal transduction. Gene Ontology annotation, cellular component: cytoplasm. The record is from RefSeq and is a predicted model, not a curated record. Gene Ontology annotation, molecular function: protein binding. NCBI's taxonomy places the organism in Eukaryota, Metazoa, Arthropoda, Arachnida, Sarcoptiformes, Pyroglyphidae.
UGAUCAAAAUGGCGAUGAAAAUGCUGAUGAAAAUAAUAUUGAUCAUAAUCAUCAAUAUGGUAGUUUAAAUAAUAAUAAUAAUAACACUAAAUUACCACAUUGGUCACAAAAUAUAGCUAUUUAUGAAUCAUUAUCGAAUGGUGAUUAUCUAAUAUCGGGUGGUUCGGAUUAUGGUCAAAUGCCUUAUUUUACUGAAACAGGUGAUAUUAUAAUUGAAAUUGAUGGUGAACAAGUUGCUGGUUUAACAUCAAUAGAUAUUGAACAAAUAUUAUCUCGUUCAACAAAACAUACAUUUAAAAUAUUAACUGGUCAACAACAUGGAUUUCCAUUAGAAUUACGUGAAUAUUUAUCUAGGCGUUUUGUACGUGGUUCAUUAGAUCAUAAAUUACAAGAAUUAAUACGUGAUAAUAUUUAUUCACGUACAAUACCGAUAACAACACGACCAAAACGUGAUAAUGAAAUUGAUGGUGUUGAUUAUCGUUUUGUAACAAAAGAACAAUUUAUACAAAUGGAACGUUCCGGUUUAUUAUUAGAAUCAGGUGUUUAUUGUAAUUAUUAUUAUGGUACUGCAUUACCAUCAUCAACAACGAAUUAUAGUCAAGAAAAUCAUUUAACAAAAAAAAAUGAUAUAAUAAAUAUGAAAAAUGAUGAAUCAUCAUCAUGGACAACAAUGUCAGCAAUGGCAAAACGUAAAAGAAAUCGUUCAAAUUUAGUUGCAAUUGAUGCAGCAUCAUUACCAUAUGGUUGGGAACGUAUUUCUGAUUCACAUUAUGGUGUUUAUUAUAUUGAUCAUAUUAAUAAACGUACACAAUAUGAACGACCAUAUGAAAUUGAAUUAGUUAAAGGAAUUAAUGGUUUUGGUUUUACAUUAAUUGAAAUUGAUAAAGGUUUAAUUGUUGUUAAAUCAUUAAUACAAGGUGGUUCUGCAUCAGCAUCUGGUGUUAUACAAUCAGGUGAUGUACUUGUAUCGGUUGCUGGUAUUUCUGUUUCUGGUUAUCAACAUUCAGAUAUUGCACAAUUAUUUCAAACAUUUAAUGUUGGUGAUCGUAUACGUUUAACAUUUGCACGUGGUUAUCAAUUACCAUCCGGUAUUAAUGAUGAAGAUUAUGAUAUUAUUAAUUUAAAAAUUAUAAAAGGUUUUCAAGGUUUUGGUUUUACAAUAAGUGAAGGUCAUAAUGGACAAAAAGUAAAAAAAAUACUUGAUAUUGAACGUUGUUGUUCAUUACGGCAAGGUGAUAUUUUAAUUAGUAUUAAUGGUAUGGAUUUACAACAAUUACAACAUUUAGAUGUUGUUGAAUUAUUAAAACAAUGUCCAGUAAAUGAAUCAACUGAAUUUAUGGUUAAACGUAAAAAAAGAUUUCGUUCAAAAACACCGAAUAAUAAUCAAUCAAUGACAAUGCCAAUGAUGACAGCUAAUAAUAAUAAUAAUAAUAACGAUAUUGAUAUUGGAUCAUCAUUACGUAAUUGUAAAACACCAAAUGAAGAAUUAUUUUAUCAACAACAACAACAACAACAUUAUAAUACAUUACCUACAUGGAAUAAUAUUAAUAAUAAUAAUAAUGAAUCAACAAUACAAAUUACAAAUACUCAACAACAAAAUAAUAAUAAUAAUAUUAAUAAUGAUAAUGAUUAUCAACAAUAUUGUGAUCAAUAUAAUGAAAAUUUAGAUGAUUAUAAUCAAAUGAUGAUGAUGGCUAAUUCGGCUGCUUCUGUUGAUAAUAAUAAUCAUCUUUAUAGUAAUCAACAGCCAAUCAAACAACUACAACAACAACAACAACAACAAAUGGAUAAUUAUAGUAAUUUUCCAACAAUAAUGAUGAAUUCAUCAUUAAAGGUAAAUCAAUCGGCACCAUUAUUAUCAACAAAUGAUCGAUCAUCUGGUACUUUAUUCGGACAGAUUGAUAUUGAUUAUGAAUAUCAUCAGAUUAUAUUAAAUCGUACUGAUACUGGUUUUGGUUUUCGUAUUAUUGGUGGUGCUGAAGAUGGUAGUAAUGUUGCUAUUGGUUCAAUUGUAAUUGGUGGUUCUGCACAUAAAGAUGGUACAUUAAAAGCAGGUGAUGAAUUAAUUGCUAUUAAUGGACAAUAUGUUGUUGGUUCAAGUCAUCAAGAUGUUGUACAAUUAAUGGCACAAACUGGUUCACAAGUAACAAUACUUGUUAGACGUAAACGUUAUUUAAAUGCAUAUGAUGUACAAUUAUUUAGACAAGAUUAUGAAGGUUUUGGUUUUGUUAUUAUAUCAUGUGGUAAUUGUGCAUUAAUUGGUAGAAUUAUUGAAGGUUCACCUGCACAUCGUUGUCAACGUUUACAUAUACGUGAUCGUAUUAUUGCUGUUAAUGGUAUUGAUGUAACAAAUAUGUCACAUCCAGAAAUUGUUAAUAAAAUUAAAGAAUCAGGUAUAAUUGUACCGGCCGAUUGUUAUAGUUGUGAAUUAAUACGUGGUUCAAAUGGUUAUGGAUUUUCUAUACGUGGUGGUGCUGAAUUUAAUGGUAUGCCAUUAUUUAUUUUGGCAAUUGCAACAAAUGGACCGGCUAGUUCAUUAUUACAAAUUGGUGAUGAAAUAUUAGAAAUUAAUGAACGAUCAACAAUUGGUAUGACACAUCAAGAAGCUGUUCAAUUGAUUAGUCAAAGUCAACCAUCGGUUAGAUUACGUAUGCGUCAUAAUUAUGUUGGUGGUGAAUUUUUUUCAACAUCAUUAAUGUCACCACCACCUCCACCACCACCUCAGCAACAAUUAUCAUCAAUAUCAUUACCAUUACCGUCAUCAUCAUCAUCAUCAUCACAAAUAAUUGCAAACAGAAUAUCAUCACCACAACAACAACCUCCACCACCACCACCUCAAAGCGCAGGAAGUCCAAUCAUGAUGCAACCAGUACCAUCUCAAUCAUCAUCAUCAUCAACAGCAGCUACCGUAGCUGCAACAACAGCAAUCGCAAACUCAUCAUCAUCAUCAUCUAUACCUAUACAAUUUCCAUCAACUAAAUAUCCAUCCAAUAUGAUUAGUUAUUAGCAUUAAAACAUAAAACAAAAAAAAGUAUCCAUAAAAAAUGUACAAACAAACAAAAACAAAAAAUUUUUUCGUAAACCAAAAAAUAAUAAAAAG